Molecule: messenger RNA, 1128 nt
Organism: Effrenium voratum
Lineage: Eukaryota; Dinophyceae; Suessiales; Symbiodiniaceae
Source: the annotation of a GenBank genome assembly
AUGGUGAGACUUUGGACGGAUCAGCAUCCGAAAGCCUUCGAGGAGGCCCUCAGGAGAGGGGUUUUCUGGGCACCGCCCAGGUACAAUGAGGACGAUUGGCCGGAGGCCUACGCUUAUAUGGCAGAGCAACUGGCGUUGCGGGUGGAGCCCUGCCCAGAAGCAUUGGCCAAAUUGUGGGCAGACACACACCAAGAGAAGCCGGAGACCCGGCCGCCCCUGCCACUUUGGGCCUGGUACCAGGCGCACGGCGCGGAGCGGAAGGAGUUUGUGCCCUUCUACACCCACAAUUGCACCAUCGGCGCGCGGGCUGCGCUGAUCCACUUCGAGCUGCCCGAGGAGAAGCUGCUGGUGUCCCAGUUUCAGAUCUGGCACCAGGUGCUGAACGACUCCUUCCUUACCGUCACGGAGCAAGAGGACGACGAGAUGCGCGCUUUGAGGGACUCGGACCGGGACACCUGGGAGGUCAAGAAGCGCGAGAGUUGGAGUAGAGUUUUCACCAGGAACUGGACCGGUGACAACUAUGCGCUGCAGGGCGAGAAGGAGGCGAUGUAUCAGGCAGUGUUCUGGGAGCUGCCCGUGCACUCCAUCCUCCUCACUCAGCGCUUGGUGGGCUUUGGUGCGGAUGCAUAUCUGAGCCGCGAGAAGGUGCGGUUCGUGGAUUUUGCCACGCCUGUGCAGGAGGAGGUGUUGAGCUUCGACAUCAGCAUCAAGUCCCGGAAGCAGCAUUCCCAUCGGGAGCUGCGCAUCGUUGUGACAGAGCUGAAGCCGGGGGGAGAAGCGGAGCGUGCGGGCGUCGCGGUUGGCUGGUUUGCUUUGGGCGUGGUCAGCGACUGGAAAGCGCCGGACCCCAUGCCAGAGCUUCUUUGGGAGAGGAGUCGUUUUUCCCAGGAGAGCGAUGAGCAGGAUCCUAUGGACUCCCAGAGCGAUGAGCAGGAGGACGAAACAGAGCUGGGCAAGGACGAAACAGAGCUGGGCAAGGACGGCAUGAUCAGCGCAGCAGGUCAGACGGAAGUCUCGACGCUGGCCGCAGCCUUCCGCCGAAUGGUGAACGUGCGCAUGGGCUUUGCCCCGCUGGACGAGGACGAGUCCGACAUUGACGGCGAUUGGGAGGAAACCAAAGCAACGUGA